This is a messenger RNA of Chrysoperla carnea, 1983 nucleotides long. RefSeq names its product zinc finger protein 260-like. NCBI's taxonomy places the organism in Eukaryota, Metazoa, Arthropoda, Insecta, Neuroptera, Chrysopidae. The transcript is spliced from 4 exons. Gene Ontology annotation, molecular function: DNA-binding transcription factor activity, RNA polymerase II-specific; RNA polymerase II transcription regulatory region sequence-specific DNA binding. The coding region runs from base 322 to 1026 and encodes 234 amino acids. Gene Ontology annotation, cellular component: nucleus. The record is from RefSeq and is a predicted model, not a curated record. Gene Ontology annotation, biological process: regulation of transcription by RNA polymerase II.
UUAAAAUCAGAAGAAAACAAUUUUUUCACAAAACAAGAAAGUGACGUAGGAACAAAAGAUGAAGAAGUUAAAAUCGAAAAGUCCGAUCUAAAAUCAGACGAUGAUUCAAAUCAUUACGAUAAUAAUGACGAUGCAUAUUGUGAUGAUGAUGAUGAACCGUUAGCAACGAAGAAAUUCGGUAAAAAAAAUGAUAAACCAUCAUCGUUUAAAUGUCGUGUUUGUGAACAUAAUUUUUCUUCGUACGCGAAAUAUAAGAAACAUGUACGGGCAGAUCAUGAACAAAGUGUUUAUAAAUGUGAUGAAUGCAGUAAAGUGUUUAUAAUGCUUUGGCGUUUGGAAAAACAUCAAUUAACGCACGGGUUCAAUUGUAAAACGUGUUUUAAGAAGUUCGAAAAUGAGACUGAUUUGAAAAAACAUACGGAAGAACAUUCAGAUCAUGGUCGAUUUGUGUGUAAAGAUUGUGGAAAAGAGUUUAGUAAAAAAUUUAGUUUAGUUUUACAUAUGCGGGUGCAUACGGGAGAAAAACCACAUCUAUGUCCAGUUUGUGGUGUGGCUUUUGCAUGUAAGGCCAAUUUAAAUGUACAUAUGCGAAUACAUGACGGGCAAAAACCUUACCAGUGUAAUGUUUGUAAUGCUCAAUUUGCCCAGUGGUCAACGUUACGAAGUCAUCGAUCUGUACAUACAAAUGAAAAAAAUUAUAAAUGUUCAUAUUGUGAAAAAAAAUUAGCAACAAAUUCUGCGCUUCAUAAGCAUAUAUUAACACAUACGGGUGAACGAAAACAUGCUUGUUCAAUUUGUGGAAAACGUUUUAAACUUUCAUUUGAUCGAAAUCGGCAUAUGCAAAUACAUUCAGGUGAAAAAAAUUACAAAUGUUUAGAAUGUGGAAAAGCAUUCAGCCGAUCGAGUAGUUUAUCUGUACAUAGAAAGAUUCAUACAGGAGAAAAACCUCAUGUUUGUUCAAUAUGUGGACGAGAUUUUAUCCAGUUACAUGUGUUACGUUCUCAUCUGAAAACACAUAAAAAUUAAUUAUGUAUAUACCUAUUCUAAGAAGAUGAUGAGCAUAGGCACUUUAUGGAUGGAACUUUAAUAGAAAAUUUUUAAUUCGAUAUAUUCGAAGCUUAUAAAAAGUGUUCCAAUAAGAACGCCGGUUUCAAACUGUGUCAUCAAAUGAUAUUAAAAUAGAAUUAGCCGUUCGUUAGUAGACAGGUGGAGGUUAAGUACAAUAGAGUGCUACAAUACACAACAACGUAUCAUUAUGUAGAAUGAUUUUCAAAGUGGUGAAAGUUUCGCAGCCACAGUUCGAAAGAAACAGGUACAGUUAUGAACCAUCGAAAUUCUCCAAAUGAAGCCACUGUGCGCAAAUUAAUGAAAAAAUAUUAGCAAACUGGGUCUGUAAAUUUCGAAAAAACAGAAACAAGUACUCGUCUUGGUCGCUUUACUAAAAAUAUCGCAGCAGUGGGAGCUAUUGAAGAAGUGAAACUGUUGAAUUACUGCAUGAGUCAUUUGCUGGUCGUGUUAUGUCUCGUUUUGGAAAUCGGCAUUGAUUGCCCAGAUCAUACGAUUUAACACCUGUGAAUUUUUGUCUUUAGGGUUUUUUAAAGCCACAAGCCCUUAAAAAUUUCAUGAAAAAAGUACGUAUGUGCCAGCAAAGCCGAGGCGGUCAUUUGUCGAAUGUCUUAUUCCAUUCAUAACCGCAUGAUGUGUUCAUUAUUAUUCAAUAAAUGUUUCAAACCUAUGCCACAAAUAUACAGGUUUUCUUUCAAAACCGGUGUUAUUAUUGGAACACCCUUUAUUUCAAUAAAGAGACGUGUAAAAAGUGCAAUAAUCAAAAGAUUUAUUUGUAAAGUAUAUCGUUUAUAAAUCAUGGUUAUGAAAAUUGAAUCGGUUAUUAUAGUACUGUGUGAAAAAGUGCAAUAAUCAAAGAUUUAUUUGUAAAAUUAAUCUCGUAAAAGUCAUGGUCAUGAAAAUUGAAUCGGUAAUAGU